Molecule: messenger RNA, 777 nt
Organism: Dentiscutata erythropus
Lineage: Eukaryota; Fungi; Glomeromycota; Glomeromycetes; Diversisporales; Gigasporaceae
Source: the annotation of a GenBank genome assembly
AUGGUAUAUCUCAGAUUGGAAGGUUUAAAAAUCUCAGAUGCAUUGAUUAGUGUGAUUCUACGCUCAUGUCCAGAUAUAUGCUUUCUUAUUCUUGAUAAAAGUAAGGGUUUCACUAAUAUACUAAUUAUAGAAAUUGCAAGAUUUUCUCCAAAACUACAGCAUCCGAGUCUUAAUUCAUGUAUAUGUCUCACUAAUCGAUAUAUCACUGAAAUUACUUGCUCAUGUUCAAAACUUAGACAUUUUGAGCUUGGUGAUUGCUCAAUUGGUAAUGAAGCUAUCGAGAAGAUAGCCAGCAACUGUACUAAUUUGAAAUAUCUUAGUUUGAAGGGGUGUAGAAGGAUUAGUAAUGAAGUGCUGAAAAAACUCAAUCCAAAAAUUAAAAUCGAACAUCCAGAUUAUUCCGAUGAUGAAUUCUUCGAUUCUGAUUUACCUUCACUUAUUCCAAUCUUUACCGGUAGACAAAAUGGGAUAGCUAUAACCAGGUCCUUUAGAGACUACUAUUUGAGUCAUACAUCAGAUGAAACAGAUCUUAUUUCUGCAAUUGUUAAUUAUCUCAGAGAGAAUCCUCCAAUGCGAGAGAAAAUCCCAGUAAAAGCAUUAAUUGAUACAUCGUCAAAGUUUAAUACCAUUAGCAAGAGUUUUUUCGAUAAGCUUAAAGAAGAUUAUGGAAUACGUGAUCCUGUUGAGAAUAUCUAUGGGGAUGUAAUAGGUGAAAUAAAAUAUUUAGAUUUGCAAUUUUGCUAUAAAGGAAAGUGGCGAAGUUUAGAUAGUACCGAA